This is a messenger RNA of Adineta steineri, 816 nucleotides long. The record is from the annotation of a GenBank genome assembly. NCBI's taxonomy places the organism in Eukaryota, Metazoa, Rotifera, Eurotatoria, Adinetida, Adinetidae.
AUGCCGUGGUUUUGGCCAUUUAAACAACAUGAUGAAAUACAUACCCCUGAUCGUUCAUCAUUAAUUGAUGGUAUUAGUGAUGAUAUAUUAUUAUUAUUGUUUUUUGUUGCCUGUUUAAUUGGCCUUUGGAUUUAUUAUUCAAGACGUCAUCGUUCUAAUACAAUUCAUCCAGAAAAUCGACAAGAUGUUGAAUUAAUACGUCAACGAAGUGAAGAACAAGGAGAUACAAAUAAUAGACCAACUUCUUCAUCGUCAGCAUCACGUGCAGGACGAUCUCGACAAGAUACAUGUCCUAUUUGUCUUAGUGAACCAACUGCAUUAACUGUCGAAACAAAUUGUGGACAUUUAUUUUGUGGUAAAUGUAUUAUUACAUUUUGGAAAUUCCAAUCUAAUUGGAUGAGUGGAUUAAAAUGUCCUGUGUGUCGACAACAAGUUACAGUACUUUUAACAUGUUUUACUGCUGAAGAACAAGCAUCAGCAGAUAGUACUGAUCGUCAAAUGGUUGUUACUAGUGUUAAAGAUUUUAAUAAACGAUUUUCUGGUGCUCCACGAACUUGGCUUGAAAUUUUUCAUGAUAUCCCGGUUUUGGUUCCUCAUCUUAUUCGCCAAAUAUUUACAGCACAAGGUCUUACAUUAGCAUAUCGUCUACGAACAAUAGUAAUAUUUAUUGGAGUAAUUUUAUAUGUUAUAUCACCAUUGGAUAUAUUACCGGAAAGUGUACUUGGUAUAUUUGGUUUAUUAGAUGAUUUUUUUAUUGUUCUUUGCACAGCACUCUAUGUUGUUGUUGCUUUUCGACAAAAUUUAGCACAUGGAUAA